GCAGAGCAUUUACUUGGUGUCAGUGUGAUGAUGGAGCGAGUUCUGUUAUUGUUCGGACUGGUGGCUCUGGCCACUUCAUUCACUAUACCUGCUGUUUCCCCUGAGGUUCAUGAGGUGUAUGAGAAUGGCGAGGAUGAGAACCCCAUCCUGAAUAAAGGAUCAGACGCCAACCUGUUCGAAGGGGACAUUUUCAUUCCAGAGGGAAGGAAAGCCUUGAUUGAAAAGCGAUACAGAUGGAAAUUUCCAAUUCCUUACAUCCUGGGUGAUGAUUUAGAUCUGAACGCCAAGGGCUGCGUCCACCAGGCGUUUGAGAUGUACAGGCUGAAGUCCUGUAUCGACUUCAAGCCUUAUGAGGGAGAGAAGACAUACAUCAAGUUUGAAAAGAGAGGAGGGUGUUUCUCCAGCGUCGGGGACCAGCAGGACGGUCAGAUUCUGUCUCUGGGGUCGGGCUGUGAUCACAAGGCGGUGAUUGAACACGAGCUGCUGCACGCUCUGGGAUUCUACCACGAACAGUCCCGCACCGACCGGGACGACUACGUGGACAUCUGGCUGGAUCAGGUCACUCCAGGACUUGGACACAACUUCAACAAAUACAACGAUGACUUCAUCACCGAUCAGAACACGGCGUACGACUACGAGUCCAUCAUGCACUACAGACCUUUCUCCUUCAAUAAGAACGAAUCCAUCCCCACCAUCACCACCAAAAUCCCAGAGUUCUACAACAUCAUUGGCCAAUACCUGGACUUCAGCAAGAUGGACACCCUCAGGCUCAACCGGAUGUACAACUGCUCUGGUACUCUCACCCUGCUGGACCAGUGUUCCUUUGAGUAUGCCAGCAUCUGUGGAAUGAUCCAGGCCUCAAACGAUGAUGCUGACUGGGUCCAUACCAAGAGCAGUGUGAGUGAAGAGGAUCACACACUCCUGGGGAGAUGCAGAGAUGCUGGGUACUUCAUGCACUUCAGCACCAGGACUGGGAAGCCUGCAGAGUCGGCUCUGUUGGAGUCCCGCACCCUCUACCCCAAGAGGAAGCUCCAGUGUCUGCAGUUCUUCUACAAGAUGACCGGGAGCUCCAAGGACAGGCUGGUGAUCUGGGUCAAGAAGGAUGAUGGCACAGGGGUUGUUCGUAAAAUGAAGAAAAUACACACCUUUAAUGCUGAUUCUGACCACACAUGGAAGAUCGCCCAUGUCCCAAUGGAGGUGGGGGUCAAAUUCCGCUAUGCUUUCCAAGCUGUGCGCGGUGAGCCCUCUGCCUCUGCCGGGGGCAUCUACAUAGACGACAUCAGCCUGACGGAGACACGCUGUCCCAACGCCGUGUGGACCAUCCGAAACUUCUCCAAGAUCAUGGAGACGGCCACCAACAACACGUCGAUUGACAGCCCUCGUUUCUACAGCCCUGAGGGUUAUGGUUACGGCGUCCGUGUGUUUCCUUUGUCCACCUACACAGAUUACACAGGGGGCUACACUGGGCUGUACUUCUACCUGGCCAGCGGGGGCAAUGAUGUGGUGAUGCAGUGGCCGGCGGUCAACAGACAGGCCACCUUGGUGGUGAUGGACCAAGACCCUGACAUUAAGCUACGGAUGUCCACUGCACGCAGCCUCACUACGGACAUGAGGAAGACAUCAGAUGGGAAGCUGUUUUGGGACAAUCCCUCCAAGGUGGGAACGUAUGACCCCUCCUGCGAUUGCUACAAAAGUCAGACAUGGGGCUGGAGGAACUUUGUCAAGCACUUUGACCUCAAGAGGCGCAAUUACCUGAAGAACGAUGACCUCAUCAUCUUCAUCGACUUUGAGGAUAUAACAUCACUGAUCAAAUCUGAAGUUCCCAUUAAACCAGCGGAGGAGGGUCACACAGGAUGAACUGGAGUAUUAUGCAACAUAUGCAGGAGGGAUGGAAAGAACAACAUGACGAUGGACAAAGGAUGGAAGAUACUGCCAUGACAAAAUCAUCAUCAUCAUCAUCUUUAGAAAGCUUGAAAUUUGAAGAUAUAUUUGGUAUCUAAUAUAUAUAUAAAAGGUGAAAUACAGAAGAAUAAGCUUUAGAAAAUCAUUUUGAUCACUAUAUGUGUUCCGCAUUGAACUCUUGUCCUAAUAAAAGCUAUUAAAUUAAGCUAUCAAAAAACAA
Molecule: messenger RNA, 2122 nt
Organism: Trematomus bernacchii (emerald rockcod)
Lineage: Eukaryota; Metazoa; Chordata; Actinopteri; Perciformes; Nototheniidae
Gene: mep1a.1
Product: meprin A, alpha (PABA peptide hydrolase), tandem duplicate 1
Exons: 14
Coding region: 28-1857 (609 amino acids)
Biological process (GO): proteolysis
Cellular component (GO): membrane
Molecular function (GO): zinc ion binding; protein binding; metalloendopeptidase activity
Source: RefSeq, a predicted model, not a curated record